AUGAAUUCGGAGAAAGGCUGGUGGGGAUGGGCCUGGGGGGCAGAGAGUACCGUCACCAUCGUGGAUAGAUCCCCUGUAGUUUCAUUCUCCUCGAGACCCGCUGCGUUUGGCGCUGAGAUCAACAGCCCAAUACUUGGAUAUGUCCUCCCUUUGUCGUCUUUCACGAAAACAUGUCCCUCCAUCCCCAAUUCCUUACUGGACCCUCCACCUAAUACCGGUUGCCCCGAUUUAUGUUCCGAUGGACCGCAUUUUCCAGAUGCUUCCGAGUCCUGGAUAGCCUUGGUGCAAAGAGGAAAAUGCGAGUUUGUAAAUAAGGUAAGAGAAGCGCAGAGGUUGGGAGCGAGAGCUGUGGUUGUUGGUGGAGAUGAUCCUGAGGUAUCAGGUUAUCCAGAUACAUUGGUGAACAUGUACAGCCCUGAGGAUGCUUCCGACGUUCAAAUUGCUGCAACGUUUAUCAAAUAUUCUGAUUACAUAGAGUUGUAUCGGCUCAUCUCAACAUCGAAUACCUCUCACGCUGGUCUGCAUACGUUGUCUCUACUCAUAACAGCAGAAUAUUCUGCAUGGGAAUGGUAUUCACCGAUCAUAACAUUCAUCAUCAUCUUGCUGCUUCCAUCCAUAUUAACUUUUGUCACCCUCCUUAUUCACCGCGUCCGAGCUGCACGAGCUGCCCAGAGAGACCGAGCGCCGGAGGAAUUUGUUCAUAGUUUGCCAUGGAGAGUAUGGACCGGUUCUGGCUGGGAGAAACACGAAGGCAUUGAGGACGCUGAUGCAGUUUCCCCUUCAUUUGAUGUCGAUAUCGAGAGUCAUCCGCGUCCUAUCCAUGAAGAAGUUGAGGAUCAAUCUGAAUCCAGCUCUCCUUCAUCUUCAGAUCCCAACCAGGAUGGAAAUCAACCAUGGUUCGAAUCUCAGACGGAAUGUGCAAUAUGUUUGUCCGACUUUGAAAAAGGUGACAAAGUACGCGUUUUACCAUGUCAUCAUCUGUUCCACAUGCAUGAGGUCGAUGAGUGGUUAAUACAACGGAAGAAACUCUGUCCUGUGUGUAAAGCAGACGUUACACAACCUCCUCAACCACAAUCUCAUCAUUCAAGUGUUCCUGCAACCGACGUCACAUCCACAUCACAUAAUGAAGCUACGGAAACAACGCCUCUUCUUUCGAACUCACGCUCUCUGACUGAGGCCUAA
Lentinula edodes (shiitake mushroom) is the source of this 1182-nucleotide messenger RNA. RefSeq lists its product as uncharacterized. The transcript has 6 exons. Lineage: Eukaryota; Fungi; Basidiomycota; Agaricomycetes; Agaricales; Omphalotaceae. The coding region runs from base 1 to 1182 and encodes 393 amino acids. The record is from RefSeq and is a predicted model, not a curated record.